CGAAUUGUCCCCAUCCCUGCUCUUCUUUUUUUUCCUGAAAAAUGGCUACGUGUCCUCCUACUAUUGGCAGGAACACAGCGACAUGAUGUGCGCACAACACUAGUUCACUUACUCCAAGUAACUCAAUGGUCAUCCUGUUUUCAUGGGUAACUGGUUGUUUUGAGUUGUAACUACCCUUUCCUUCCUCAGCUAAUAAUAUCCUCAUUUCCACCUUCUUCCCAUUUUCAUUCUCUCUACUUUCUCCAAUUCCAAAGAGCAACCGAGAUGGAGCCUCUCAAUCAUCAUACCCUACUCAUCUUCUCCAUCUUCUCCCUCAUAACCUUCAACUCUGCAAAUGCCAUAUGUGUUCCAAUCAACGGAACAAAACCAACAGCCUCUCCAUCUCCGUAUGCUUCUCCAAUUUCACAACCAGUUGCUGCGCCGGAAUCUGUUCCGUUCCAUCUACCCGCUUCAAACCAGAAACCAAAAUCGCUAUUUCCAAUAUUUCCAAGUUUGAUGAAGGCAGUUUCACAAUCAUCACACACCGAUCCAUCACUCAAGAAAAUAUGCGCUGCCACUGACUUCCCUGAAGUUUGCAUCUCAUCAAUCACCCCUUUGCUCAAUGGCAAAACCGACCCCAUCUCCGUUGUGGAACUUGCAAUAAAAGCCGCUACUGAACACACACAAGUUGCUGUUGCCGCAGCUACAAAGAUUGCUGCCUCUCCAGGGAUUGCUCCCGAUAUUGCUUCCACUAUAAGUGAUUGCAAGGAUAGCUAUGAUGACGCUCUUGACAAUUUCCAGAAGGCGCUUGAAGCACUUUCUUCGCGUGAUGUUGGCACCAUGAACAGCAUGCUUAGUGCAGCCAUAACGGAUUUCAGCGACAACGAUGAUUUUCUUGCCGGGAAGGCUUCUUCGCCAGUGUUGUUGGAAUUCAAUGCCAAGCUUUCUAAGAUGACAAGCAAUUGCCUUGCUAUUGUUUCUUUGAUCAAGUGAUCAUCUGCGAUGUAUUUAUGUAUUUCUAUUAUGGCACAGAACAUUCAUGUGGUUGUGGGUUUCACAGGCACUCGCGUGGGUGUGGGACUCGGACCCCUGUAAGUGUUUUGUGACCUUGUUCAAUAUUUGGUUUGUUUCUAUGAAGUGGAGCUGAUUUUUAGCGUAAA
Messenger RNA from Rhododendron vialii, 1139 nucleotides. RefSeq names its product pectinesterase 1-like. Lineage: Eukaryota; Viridiplantae; Streptophyta; Magnoliopsida; Ericales; Ericaceae. Gene Ontology annotation, biological process: negative regulation of catalytic activity. The transcript has a single exon. The record is from RefSeq and is a predicted model, not a curated record. Bases 265 to 972 code for a protein of 235 amino acids. Gene Ontology annotation, molecular function: enzyme inhibitor activity.